CAAGAUGGCGGCAGGUACCAGAGCACAACAAUAACAUGGGUGACAAAGACGGUUCUAAGAAGAAGAUCUUUAGUGAAGUGAGCUACUUUCUCGCUUCUGAAUGCAGCGAAGAGGUCCAGCAAAGUCUUAAACWAGGUGGUGCYACCAAGGAGUUUUAUAUCAGUGAUUUAGUAACUCAUGUGAUAUCAGACUCAUGUGAUUUUGCUUUGGCUGAUGAAGCAAAAGAGUACAAUUUACCAGUUGUUACGGAAAGCUGGGUGAAAAUGAGUUUAAAAGCUGGAAAAAAACUACCUACACAACCAUUUUCACCAAAAUCUGGCAACCAACUGUUUACAAACAUGAGGAUAUGYCCCUCAAAGCUCCCUGGUGAUGACUUAACCAAAGUCUGGGCCAUGGUAACAUUUCAUGGUGGAUUUUGUCAGCUAAACUUGACACCAUCGUGUACUCACCUUGUCAUCCCCAAAGCCACUGGAGAAAAGUACAACAUGGCUGCAAAACURGAYGGMAAGAUAAAGAUUGUCACACCRAGUUGGGUUGUAAGCUGCAUCAAGGAAAAUAGACUCCUGGAUGAAGGCCUUUUUGUCCCUGUAGAAGAACCAGAAAAAGAAAAACAAGAGGAAAGUUCUGAGAAGGGAAAYUCUGAUAGCCAAGAAACAGUUGAYGAUGUGCUGGUUGUAGAACAAACUGCUACUACYAGUGACCAGUUAAAAACCUCUGAAAGCUCAAAGGAUGAUGGCAGAAAGUUGCCACAAGAAGAAAGUUGUGUUGAAGAAGUUAAAGARCCUUGCACACCCRUUGCUACUACAGAAAAGAAAGUUAUAGAUAGCAACACAUUGAGUACUCCUACACAAGCUCUGAAUGCCUCUGUAUCUAAAGAAGCAGAUAAAGAGACAAAGAAGAGCCCAGYUAGAGAGGUCUUUGAGAUAAAGGAAACACCRGUGAAGACUGAAGGAGAGUCRWCUGAUGCAGARCCACUGGAUAGUGUACUUACAUCCAGGCAUGAAGAAUGCUCUGGGGAGCAAAAGAAACAUGGCRCURCACAGGAUAAGACRGCAGAGACUGACAAAAAGAAUGGUAAUUGUCAGGAAAAGGAAGGUGCGAAAGGAACAGAAAAGGUGGACAGUUCAGUUGACAGUGGGUCAUCAUCUCUUCUUUCUGGGUGUGUAUUUGUGAUAAUAGACUACCAAAACUGCAUGGACCAUAGUAUACUAAACACAUGGAUAGAGGUUAUAAAGUCCAAUGGUGGUGAGGUACAUAUGUUCUACUCACAGGAUUGUACACACGUUCUUUGCUUGUAUCAACAAGGGAAGCUUUGUAUAAAGGCAUURCAAGAUGGAAAGAAGGUCAUUACAGCACACUGGUUGAAUGAUGUUUUGACUGAGAAAAAAAUGUCAGUACCAUCAAAGGCCCUACAUUUCCCACAACCAUUUGAAGGGAAGCUUCCACAGUGCAAAAACAUGACCAUCACUGUUACUGGUUACACAGAUACAGAAAGAUUACUGGUUAAAUGCUGAAGGGACAAAGUACAUUAAAGCCAAAGAAUGGGGUAUCCCAUGUGUCAGUGCGAAGUGGAUAGGCGAUAUUCUGUCAACCGGUAAAGUACCUCCAUGUGCCCUCAAAAAGUACUCACUUUAUGGAAAAGAGGACGAUUUGAUAAUUACAAAGGAAAAUGUCAAGGAUUUGCUAGAGCCAUGGAAGGAUGAUAUUGGAGCCGAGGAAUCCAUACAGAAGAAAAGAAAACUAGACGGAGAACACAAGGAUUCUGAAGUGCAGAACCAGCCAAAAAGACAAAGAUUGUCAAAUUCAGUAACAGUUGAAGUCAACAGCAACAACCCACAUGUGUUAUUUACUGGUUUAACAAUCGGCAAAUCGGCAUCUUUAAUGAAGAUGUUAGAGCAGCUUGGAGGUGUUCCUGCUACUUGCCCUCGUACCUGUACCCAUCUUGUGGCUACUAAGAUCGUUCGUACAGCCAAGUUUUUGUCCGCCAUCUCUGUCUGUCAAUUCAUAGUUACUCCAGAAUGGUUAGAAAAGAGUUUCGAAGCGAAAAAAUUCUUAGAUCCAAGGCUUUUUUCUCUCAGAGACGAGGAAACAGAAAAGGAAUAUAAUAUGGAUUUGCUUACGUCCAUAAAAAGAGCUCAGUGCAAGCCAUUGCUUCAAGAUAUUAAGGUUUACGCUACACCUAACGUACAGCCGAAGCCAUCGUCCUUGAAAGAGAUUGUAGAAGCCGCAGGCGGCCAAUUUAUAACAGAUUCUGUAAAGAAGUCGACGUUAUCGUCUUUUAAGGCAUUGAAAACUAAAGAGGGCAAACCAGGUUUUAUCGUUGUUACUUGCCAAGAAGAUUUAAAACACUGUAUUCCUUUCAUACGGCACGGCAUAGAUAUUCAUAGUACAGAGAUUAUUCUAGCGGGCGUGCUAACGCAAAAACUGGACUUUACAGCAUAUAAAGUUCAGUUUGUAAACUGACUUGGAAAAUACAACACUAAGUUAAUUSCAAGAAUAUGCAAAGAAAUCAUGCAAGCGAGCGAUUGGAAAAACCUGCCAAAUAAACGAGUACUGAGAUGGUUAAGAAUGUAUCUUAUCAAAACUGUAUAUUAAAAGGAAACAUUACAUGAAAGAGAAAAUUGAAAAGAAAAUAGAAUAGAAGGAAAAACUAAUGGKAAAAGAUGAAAGAAGAUAAAAGAAGAUGAAAACUAAAGAGAWAGACGAUUUAGAACCUUAAACAUGCAUGUUCCAAGUCUUGUUAAGUACAAAAUGCUUAUACAUUGUUAGCUUCUAUAUUAGUCAUUUAUUUUUUCAAAUCUGAUAUAGAGGAUAUUACAUGGGCGCGCGGAGAUACGGAUUUUAUCUUCGARUGUUGAUAAGAUCUCUGACGAGUGAGCGUARCGAAAUAAAAUUCGUAUCUCCAAGUGACCACGUAAUAUUCUGAUUACCAUAUAAUUAUAUAUGAAAACAAAUKAMUUCCUAAAAUCCUUUUUUUAGUUAUGAUUAAUAUGCAGAGAAACCUCGAAUGUGUUAUUUUCAACUUUUCGGAAGAGAAAAAUGGACUAUUUCAUAGAUAAUUAUAUGGUAAAGUGUAUUAUUUUUUAUAUUUUAUUGUAAAAUGUUAAGUUCUUAUUCAUUUCUACCGACGAAAAUCAGGAGCGGAAGAUCUGACACAUUUGUUUUUUAUGAAUUUAUUGUCCUUCUGUUGUUAUUGUUAUGUUGGUUUUGUGUUGUGCUUGGUGCAUUCGUUUCCUUGGCAAUAUGGCCGCUGUUUCUUAAUUUUGUGUAUGUCGUUGUUUUUCUAAUUAUUCAAGGAAUACUUUAUAAUUUACCAUGUACAGGCCAUAUAUAUUCUAUAUUAAGCUUUUUCUUUGACCAAGUGAUUGAAUAUUUUAGGAUWAGAAUACAGUAAUGUAACAAAUAUAAAUGUGGCGUUGUGUUUUAGUGCCGAAACUGUGAGCGACUCAAAAAUACGCUUGUCCUGAAGAAUGGUUUAGGUUUCUGCACCGUAAAUUCAAACUGUGAUUAAAUUCUGCUGWUCUUUUGAUUCUAAAA
This is a messenger RNA of Exaiptasia diaphana, 3537 nucleotides long. RefSeq names its product PAX-interacting protein 1. Gene Ontology annotation, cellular component: MLL3/4 complex. Lineage: Eukaryota; Metazoa; Cnidaria; Anthozoa; Actiniaria; Aiptasiidae. The record is from RefSeq and is a predicted model, not a curated record.